UCGUUUGAACCUUUCGCCGGUUCGUAUCGUAUUCGCUGGGUGCGUGUUGUUUGUCGUCGGUUCGAUACCCGGCGUCAAUUUGUUUUGCUUUUUUGUUGACGUUAAUUUUUCGCGACAUUGAACUUGGGAGGUGACACUUUUGUGUAAUUUGCCGAUUAGGGUGAAAAGUGACCUGAUCGGGUUGGAAUGCUGAUGGCUGGUUGACGGAUGAGUCAGGUUUCAGUUCAGUGGAUUGUGAGCUCAUCGGAUAGCUCGGGUGUCGUACAUGUGUGAAGAUAACAGUUGCAAGUGCGUUUUGUGGAACAAGUUGACGACUUGGAUCGUCGUCGAUGGGUAUCGAUAAUUGUAUGGUAUUGUGCAGUGUUGCUGAUCAAUGUCAUUACUGCGUUGUGUGAUUGAGUCAAUAAUAACAUAAAUUACCGUCUGUGUCCGCAUGUACGUGAUCCUUCAACGAUUUUGGGGGCUGUAAUCGAGCACAAAUCGUCUUCUGCUGCAUAUAUCUACAUGAAGAAAUGCUAAUAAUGCUAAAUUGUUGAACGCUACACGCCAAAAUUGAGCAAAAUUGAAGCAACGGUGUAUGGUUUGGAGAAAGAAGCUACAUCAAAAAAAAUAAUAAUAAACGCACAUGUGAGGGGGUUUGUUGCUAAAGUUGUCCAAAAUACCCGAAAAAUAAAAGAAAGAAACGAAAUAAUUAUCUCAACAGCAGUAGCUGAAGGAAAAAAAAACGGAUGAAAUCGAUCCACUCAAAAAAUAUAUGUCCGUGCGAGUGUAUGUGUGCAAAUCCGUGUGUAUCUGCAUCUUUGUAUGUGCAAUGUGCGUAUGUGCUGAUAAUUAAACCGUAAGAUUUUGGAUGGUUCAAAAAUUGAUUAAACCCCCUGACGACCGCGAGCUUUUUUGAAUAAACCCCAAAAACCCUGUGUCGGAAGAUUCCGCGAAGAAGAAGCCGAUUUUGGCGGCGGCUGCGAAAAGUUGAUUUUUGGCGUCAAAAAUAUUGAAGUGAAAUCGGUUGAUGAUUCGAGUUUUGGGGUUUGCCGGAUUUCGCCUGGGAUAUCUGGCGCUCGAGCUGCUGAAGUGAGAGUAAACAACGCGCAAUCUUUUGGGGCGCGUACGCAAAGCGGACCUCGGCGAUCAUCGGCGGCUGAUUGAGGAUCUCCUGCUAUCGGCGGGCGCGAAGAAGACACCACGCCGGAACGAAAAGGAAGACACGCACCACGCGCCACGUGUGAGUCGACUGACUGAUCUGUCUGCGCACGCGAACGCAGUCCGUGGAUUGGUCCGAAUCUAGCGUGAAAAGUGGUCCACUAUCCAGGGAAACGGUUCUCCUAAUGGAACGAGCAUGAUUAUAACUUUCAUGAUCAUGCAAAAUUUGUUUGUUAACCUCACCCACCAGGAGGAGUCUCAUCAUUACGAUUGAGAAGUUCCUGGUAACCACCACCACGGGGAAGAUGCGGUGGUUCAAGCGGUCCACCGAAUCCCCGAAGCUGCUCAGCUUGUCCCCGUUGCGGCAGUCGGAGCUGGGCGGCCACCACCCGGCGGACCAUGAUCCGGGAGCCACCGGCCCUGAACCCAACGAUCCGGUGGGCCAGCAGCCGGUUCCCCUGGUGGACCUGUUUGGAGCGUCGAGUUCGGGUUCAUCGUCGGGAUCGGGCUCGUACACCACCAGCUGCAGUUCGCCGUCCGCCUCGACGUCAUCCCCGUCGACCUCGACGACCUUUUCGUACACCAGCGAUUGUGGCGGCAGUUUGGCCGGAUGUUGCCACAAAAAUGGGAAGGCGCUGGUCGGUGCUGGAGCAGUGGCAUCGCAGGGGAGCAGCGGGGUGACGCCAAGGAAGUCACGGAUAGACUUGUCGCCCGUCAACUGGACCAAGAAGUCGUCCAUCAACUGCUACAACAUCGAGGAGGGGCGCGUUAUCGAGCGGCCCAAGGGUCGCUACGUCUCGCCGAUCCGGAUCAAGAACAAACAGCAGGCCCAGCAACAGCAGCAGCUUCAGCAGCAGUACGGAACGCCGGUUUGUAGGCGGAUUCUGCAACGGGAGCGCGGGUCCGCGGACGGAGGAUCGCCGAGUGGGCUCAAGAAUUUGAGCAAAUCGAUCGGGAACAUUAGCGCCGUGGCGACGGGGCUCGGCGAUAAGAGUCCCUCGCUGAGUCACCGAUCGGUCGUUUAUCGGGAAAAGGAGAAGAAGAAUCCGCUCGGGAGUACGCGCCUGUCCUGCUACCAGCCGAUCAACUUUGACGAGGGCAAGAGUCAGCUCUACAAGUCGGUCGACGAUUUAAUCUUUCUCAACGGAGCAACGUCCACAACCGCGACGGCUGAGACGGCGGAAGAUUGCGCAAGUGAAGCGAACAAAGCAGUGACCACAACAACAGCAGCAACUUGCGGCCAGCUGAACCAAAGUCUUAUCACCACUAGUAGAACGUCGGAGGGAGUCGAAGAACAGCAGCACUUAUCAGCAGUCACAGCAGAAUCGUCAGCAGAGGCAGAACUAGAACCAGAACCAAAGAUGAUUGUCGGCGAUCACGACGAAACGUACGGAUUUGCGCAGAUGCGCGAUGGCUGCGUCGGCGGUGGUGGCAACUCAAUCGAAGCCAUGUACCGCCACAAGCUGGCCGCCUUCAAGCAGGCCGAAGCCGCCGAGUUCAAAACCCCCGCCAAAAAGAAGGACAACUUUACCAACAAGAUCAAAGCCAUGUCCGACCGCACCCAGAAGCUCUUCUCGAAAAUCUACUCCAACUCGUCGUACAAGACGCACAGCACCAGCGUCGACGCCGCAUCAUCGCCCUUCCACGCCCCCGGCUCCAAAUCGCUCAAAAAGUCCCCCUCCAAAGUGUCCAACAAUCGGCGCAGCAUGAGCUACGGCGCGUUGCCCGGGCUGGCCGACUUUCAGAAAAAUCUCGAAAAACACCACGCAACGGAAGACGAUCCACCCGGAACGACCGGAAUACACCGCCCCGACGCCGAAGACUGCGAUUCGGGCAUUCUGGUGAACGAAUCGGGAGCCUCAUCGAUACUGGAAACCGAAGAUACCUUCCUGCCGUCGAUCCCAUCGAAGGUGGGGCUGGGAGGGGAACACAUCGAGUUUAAACUGGUCACCAUUCGGUUGGAUGAGCUCGGAGGGCAGGAGGAGGAUGCGGACGUGGGACUCGGGAUCAUCGUCAGUCACAUGGGCAAUGGCGAGGGAGAAAUUAGCAAUCGGUACAAGGUGGCGCACGUGCUGCCUGGAGGGUUGGUGUAUGCCGAGGGCACCAUCCAACCGAAUGACGAAAUCGUCAACAUCCUCGGCAAGCGCCUGCGGGGCAUGUCGAUGCGGCAGGUGCAGGACCUGCUCAACAGCUGCACCCGAGGCCACAGAACUGGUGCAGGUGCCGGUGGCGGAACCAGUAUCGAUCUUGUCAUUUGUAGGAGCAAAGUAAAUGAUAGUGAUCUGUUGGGCGGCGAAGAAGACCAUCAGACGACGCCGAUGACGACGACGACGGUGAAUCGACGGUUGUUCCGGAACAAUCGGAUGAUUUCGCUGGACUCGUACCUGGACGAUCAGAGUAGUGUUGGUGGUGGCGGUGGUGGAAGCAGCAGCGGUCAGCACAGUGAUGCCAGCUCGGACCACGACAACUACGCGUCGAUUGCUAUCAAAAUUGACGGCAGUAAGUUCAACACGCUGGGCACGCCACGCCGCUCCAAGGGCGCCCUCGCGCUGGCCACCUCCGCCAAACGUCCCGACCAUUCCCCUCCCCCAACCCCGCUGCUCUCCAUGGCCUGCGACAUGCCCAGCAUCGAGGUGGACUCGCAACCCGUAUCGCUGGACUGCGCCAAGCGACGCUCGUUCACCAAAAACUCCGGUUCCGGUUCCGGCUCCAAACUGGUCCGCCGCUCGCUGGUCGGCAAGCACUCUUCGUCUUCGCCGGCGUCCCGCCACGUUACCAAAAGCUCGAUGAACCUCUGCGACGACGAGAAGCUGGAGCUGAGCGGCGGAACGUCGGACGAUGCGGACGCGAGCAGUGGGACCGGGUCGCUGGACAUGGACAAGAGUAUGACCAACUUUUGCACGCUGCCGCGAAGACCGAAAAGUUCGCUGUGUAGCUUCCACACGGUCGCCUUUGAGAAGGGUCCGGGGAAGAAGUCGCUUGGGUUUACGAUCGUCGGAGGGCGGGACAGUCCGCGGGGAGCGCUGGGGAUCUUCAUCAAGAGCAUCCUGCCGUCGGGACAGGCCGCCGAGGAUGGUCGGCUACGGGCCGGGGACGAAGUGCUGGCCGUGAAUGGGCAGGUGUGUCACGAUCUGACCCACCUGGAGGCGGUCAAGAUGUUCAAGAGCAUCAAAACGGGCGAAAUCGUGCUGCAGCUGUGCCGGCGGAGCAAACCGAACCGGAACGACGGAGUUGGGGACCAAUGUUAGGCGGGGGGUUUUUAGAACAAAUCUUUAAUUUUUAAAGGCUGUGUAGGUAUCUGUAGAGAAGAAAAAGGGGGGGAUUCAACAUAUUUCUGUGCAAUUCUAUAAAUUUCGAGCAAACUAUAAUGAGAGCAAAUUUAUUCAAACUACUUAUUCAAAGAGACUUAUUAGCGAUAGGACUAAAUUGUAUAUCCAAAAGGGCGACCUUAUCUGUCUGGUAAAGUGCGUGUGGCGAUAAGAAUAAUCUCAAAUCACUCACUAUCGUCACUUUUCGGUCUGCCAAAAUCACUGUGUAAAGAAAUGAAAAAUGUAAUUUAUGUAAUAAACCACUACGAGAUGUAGCAACGUAA
This is a messenger RNA of Culex pipiens pallens (northern house mosquito), 4732 nucleotides long. RefSeq lists its product as uncharacterized. The record is from RefSeq and is a predicted model, not a curated record. NCBI's taxonomy places the organism in Eukaryota, Metazoa, Arthropoda, Insecta, Diptera, Culicidae. The transcript is spliced from 7 exons. The coding region runs from base 1446 to 4388 and encodes 980 amino acids. Gene Ontology annotation, molecular function: protein binding.